AUGGCUCAAUUACCCAUCUCCUCUAUUCUAGGGCCUUUCCGCCGAACUGUCUUGAACCCAAGGAUACUCCAGACCAGAUCAUCCUCAACGCUCCAAGGCCAUCCUCACAUUUACAUAUUCGCCAACCAACUCUCUCCGAACACCCACACCCUCUCCCUCCUACCUGCCAACCCCCCAACCCCAGAGCUUGCCAUCGGCACGACCUCCCAGCUCCCGCCCACCCCAAGUUCAUUCGUCGAAAACCCACGUUUUCUUAACAUCCUGCAAUCCGUCGUCUCUGAACAUGCGCACGAAGACCCGGACGUCAAAUCGCAAGCGCAAGUCAUGGCCUCUACGGCGGGCGCAAAUUUAGGAUCCGGCGGGGUGUUUUUCUCUCCGCAGCCCCGACGCAAGAGGCCAGCGUACGGCAGCGGGGGUGGGACGGGAGGCGAUUCCAGCGGCGGAGCGAGCGGCCAGGGCGGAGUCGGGUCCGGUGGCCGCGGCGGAUGGAUUCAUGUGUCGGAUAGUAGAAAUCCGCCGGAAUACGGACGAAUUGCUUGGCCGGAAGAUAUAUUCGGAAGUUUGGAGGUAGACGGGAAUGGAAAUAUUGAAGGGAAUGGGAAUUAUCAACCUAGUGGAACGUACCGAAUUGUAACGAGAAAUGGAAUACUCGGAUUAAGCCCGUUCUUGAGGGAGAAGCUUGUCCAGCGGCUGCGGGCCGAAGAACAAAGCCUCCGCCGGUAA
This is a messenger RNA of Coccidioides posadasii C735 delta SOWgp, 723 nucleotides long. Lineage: Eukaryota; Fungi; Ascomycota; Eurotiomycetes; Onygenales; Onygenaceae. The record is from RefSeq and is a predicted model, not a curated record.